AUGGCGAUUGUGGUCUGCAUCGACGACAUCUGGAAAAUGGUGGAUCUUGUACUGGGUUCGCGGUCUGUGGAUGGUUUCCUCCUCCGACGUCUUAUCCGUGUGUGGGUGCCAGAUCUGGAGUUUGAUGGCGUGUCCGGGGUGUUGCUUGGUCCGAUUCAUUUAACGUUACUAGACUGGUCAAGUUUAAUCCCUAUUCUACAGCGUGCACAUGCAGUGCACACUUCUUUCCAUGAGAUUGUCUUUCGGGGUCCGAUCCUCCUCGAGCUUGUCCGUUUGGACUUACUCGACAGGGCUCCGGGGUUCCUGCCGUCUCCUUGGGGCGGUGAUGCUAGGGUUUCUCGUCAGGUGGCGAGAUUUGGUGUCAGAUGCUUCAGAUCUAUGCAAGGGUUCAACGAUGAAGACUGCGGCUCCGGGGCGCUGAUUAUUAGGGGCACAUGUAACAUGCCCGGAAAUUUAUCGGUUGUCAUUGACAAGGUCAAGCUGGCUUCGACAGAUGUAGAAACCGUGGAUUUAUCAAGCAAAAUGCAGUCUUGGAGGAGUCGUAAUUCAGUUCCAAGUUCGUCAUACGUAUCUGUCAAUGCCAUCUCACAAAUGAGCCAUUCAACUGUCCCAGUGGAACAAGUUCUGGAAAUUCCUCCUGAGUUCGAUCCGGAUUCUACUGAGUUUGUCUCGGAUAUAAGUGAUUAUGCAACAGAAUUCAAACAGAGAGAUGUUGUGGAAAUUCCUCUUGAGUUUGAUCCAGAUGCUACUCAGCUGGUUUCAGUCGAAAGGCACAAUGCGACCAAGCUGCAAUGGGAGGGAAUAGAAAUCCCUCUUGAGUUUGAUCCAGAUUCUGUUGAGCUGGCUCCUGACAUCACUGAGUACACAUCAAAACUGAAACAGUCACAUGAGCGUGCUCGAAAGCUGCGGGCAGAUUUGGCUGUUGAAGAGCAGCGCGAACAAGAACUGAGUAGAAUGCUAAAGGGCAUAGUGACUGUUCCAAGUUUGUCCGAAACGCAUAAAAGGCGACCAAGGAGAAAGAGUAGUAUAGAGCGAUUGAGAGUGUCAAGGCAUUUGGCUGAAGAGGCAAUCAGUUACUUCGAGGAGUGUGUUUCAAUUUCAACAUUAGAUAGCACUGAUUUCUCCUCACUCGAGGAACCUCAUCAAAAUUCAGGUGGGACUGUCCCGCGAAAGAGCAACAGUAGAUUUCUCCUCAAAGGGGGGUCAAGCUCUUUAGGAUCCCACUUUCCAACUGAUCGACACAAUUAUAAUGAGCUUAGAGGCUCAAUGAGAACCAACCAAGUGUACCUCAACUGUGGUGAUCAUGAAAACUCAACUACAGAAUCUGACAACCAAACCCAGUGCUCAAUGAGCAUCACUGGAUCUGAUGUGUCUGACGGUGUUGUCUUUAGUCAUGCCAAGUCCCCUGGUUUGGGAACUAGAAACAAUUCUAGUGAUGAUUUUGACACACCACGAAGCAAAAGUUCUUGUUUUUCUUUCACACACGAGCCAGUGAAAGCUGUCGACAAUUGUGAUGUUCGUCAAUAUCUAAGGAGUUUCAGCAGAGUAAUCAGCAAAGAGAGGUCAAAUUAUUGUGCCGAUGACUAUGCUGUCCAGAAAGUGAGCGAGAACAGACUAACAGACAUGGUGGCCUUUAAGAACCGGAUAGAAUAUGGGGGCCUUAUUCUUUGUAAUAUCAGAACAUUCUGA
Molecule: messenger RNA, 1689 nt
Organism: Triticum turgidum subsp. durum (durum wheat)
Lineage: Eukaryota; Viridiplantae; Streptophyta; Magnoliopsida; Poales; Poaceae
Source: the annotation of a GenBank genome assembly